Papaver somniferum (opium poppy) is the source of this 1428-nucleotide messenger RNA. RefSeq names its product probable E3 ubiquitin ligase SUD1. NCBI's taxonomy places the organism in Eukaryota, Viridiplantae, Streptophyta, Magnoliopsida, Ranunculales, Papaveraceae. The transcript has 4 exons. Bases 1 to 1428 code for a protein of 475 amino acids. The record is from RefSeq and is a predicted model, not a curated record. Gene Ontology annotation, cellular component: endoplasmic reticulum membrane. Gene Ontology annotation, molecular function: zinc ion binding.
AUGGAAAGAGGGUUGGAAACCAGAGAAACUAUGAGCACGAAAGAGGAAGUAGAAGAAGAUAAGGAAGAAGAACAGGAGAAGAUUUGCAGGAUUUGCCAUACCCCUGGUGAUUCUGAAAACCCACUUCCGUAUCCUUGUGCUUGUUCUGGGAGUAUGAAAUUUGUUCACCCAAAAUGUCUCCUUCACUGGAUGAAGCAACGCAACACUUUUGAAUACGAGGUGUGUAAACAUAAAUUGCAUGUAUAUCGUGUUUAUGCUGAGAAUACUCCAACAAGACUACCUCUCAGAGAAUUUGUGGGUGGGAUUUCAGUGAAAGCAUGCCUUGUUCUGCGUUUCUGUGUGCGAUUUUGUUUUUCAGUUUUUCACCAACACCUUAUGGUACCCUUACUUGCAUUUUGGAUGUGGCGUUUGAGUUUAGUGAGUAGCCUUACUGAAGCAAAAGAAUUAUUUGUUCAUAGUCACGUGUCUCCUUCAACAGCUAUAAUGGACUGGUUGUAUGGCAUUGUAAUCUGCCAUGUCAUAUAUAUGAUGUGGUUGUGUGGCAUUGCUUUAAUAACAGAAGAUGAAGAGCAUGGGAAGGUUGAGGUUGAAGAUCAUGUUGCAAUAGCUCCGGCACCAGGUAACGAAAAUGAUCAUAUUGCUGAUAAAAUUGGUGAAAAUGCUGGGGAACCUCAAGCUAUUGCUGGUGUCAGAAAUGACAAUAAUUUCGCACCGGGGUUACGAUUGUUGUUUCUGAUUAGCAAUCUUGUGCUGAUACGGAUGCCGUUCUGGUUAGGGCGAAUUAUUCUGCAUUGUCUUUCAUGGCUUUUCUUUGUUGCUUCGUCGAUUUUCAUGCCAUUUAUAGAAUCAGCACUCUAUAUAAAAAAUAACUCACUGAAGAAUGCAUCACAUUCCGUAACAAAUUUAUCUGUUGAAAUUCAGAAUAAUGGCCUGCUUUCAUGUGCUGUAGAAGUGGUUGCUGAAACCUUGACUGCAAACAGUACUGGAGCAGGAGAAGCUAUAAGCAGUGUUGGCAAGCCACUUUUAGUGUACCAAAGCUCAGGCCUUUAUUAUGUUACUACUCUUGCUAUUGGAUAUGUGGUCGUUGUGCCUUUGGUCUUUGUUUGCCUUGGUAUCCCUAUUAGAACUGUUGCGUCAAAGAUACGUUACUAUCUGAGGAAAUUCCCGACUACAAUGAUACAUUCAUUCGUUUUGAUAAUUCAUCUUGGGGUUAUUCCUUUGCUGUAUGGCUGGUGGUUAGAUGUUUGUACCAUUACAAUGCUUGGGAAGUCAGUUUCUGAUAGGGUAGAAUUCUUUUCGAAAUUCCCUUUAUUAAGCUCUUCAUUGCAUUGGGUGAUAGGAAUCAUAUACAUGUGCCAGAUAAACAUUUCUAUAGCCAAGUUCGAAGGGUUUUGCGUAGAGAAGUUCUCUACUUUCUUCAUGAUUUAG